GUCAGACGUCACGUUCACGCAAGUCUGUGGCGACGUGGAAAUAUGAUGGAAUAGGACUAGUCAAAUCAUCGUUUUCUCAAAUUAGCAAACUGUUGUUUAUCAUUGACAUCUACAUCAUUAGCUACUGUUCAGUAAGCAGAAGACUUCAGAAGAACCUGGGAGAAGUAAGCUAGCUAGGUGCCACGAGAGCAGUGAAUUUGACAGUACAGUACCUGAUGUGGUAGUGGGAGAUGAGACAGUGAGCGAGAGCCUCUCCCUAGAUCCACAUCCCAUGACAUGGGAGCCAACACCAGCCAGGUCAGUGACCUGUCAGAGAACAAGAGCCUCCGGACCCUGAUCGGCACAGAGUCCAUCUCAGAUAAUGACCCCUUCUGGAACCAGCUAAUCUCCUUCACAUUCAUCAGCCCCACUAGCAGUGGUAACUCCAAGCUGUUGGAAGAGGCAGUUAUUCCCCUGGCCAAGAUCCUGAUUGAGAACAAUCCCAGAACAGGGAAUUUUGGAGCCCUCGUGAGAAUAUUCCUGGGAAGAACCAAAGAGUUGAAAAUAUCCACAGAAUGCCAAGAUCAGCUGUUCAUCUGGCAGGCCCACAAUACUUUGUUCAUGAUUCGCUGCCUUCUCAAAGUCUUCAUCAGGGAGAUGACGGAGGAGGAGCUGCACUUACAGCUCUCCUACCAGGAGAGGGUGCCAGGCUCCUGUGACACAGGGAGCGAGGUACUGCUGGAAGAGCUGAUGUAUAACCUCGUACACCUGGUGGUGGAGGUUCCCCUGCUGGACAUCACGUACAGUAUCCUGUUUGAGGCUGUGACCACCUUGCUGGUGCUGCUGUCCUACCAACUCUUUCACAAGGAGAUCCUGAGAGACGGACUCAUCUACCAGUACCUGAUGAAGGGGCGAUGUUUGUCCCUGACCAGUCAGUUGGUGAAGACUCUGCUGUAUAACUUCAUCAGACAGGAGAAGUGUCCGCCUCCUGCCACACACAUCUUUGAACAGCAGUCUGACAGAGGAGGCCUGCUCUACGGACUUGCCUCGGGAGUAGCAAGUGGGUUGUGGAGUGUGUUCGCGCUGGUUGGAGCCGGCAGUAAGCCAGGAUUGGACCAGGAACAGAACCCUCUGCCUCUGUCCAAUCAGAGCCUGUUAUUGCUUCUGGUGCUAGCCAAUCUGACAGAUGGACCCAACAACUGUCCCAACCCCUACAGACAGGCUGUCACGUGCUUCAAAAACGCACAAGACACGUCAUCCAUCCCUACAGAGCAGCACCAUAUGUUCCAGAUCAACUUCAACAGCCUAUACACAGCUCUGUGUGAGCAGCAGAGAUCCGACCAGGCUACACUGAUACUCUACACACUGCUACACCAGAACACCAACAUGAGGACAUACAUGCUGUCACGCACAGACAUGGAGAACCUGAAACACCACGCAGACACGUACCCUGGAGAAACACCACGCAGACACGUACCCUGGAGAAACACCACGCAGACACGUACCCCGGAGAAACACCACGCAGACACGUACCCCGGAGAAACACCACGCAGACACGUACCCCGGAGAAACACCACGCAGACACGUACCCCGGAGAAACACCACGCAGACACGUACCCCGGAGAAACACCACGCAGACACGUACCCCGGAGAAACACCACGCAGACACGUACCCCGGAGAAACACCACGCAGACACGUACCCCGGAGAAACACCACGCAGACACGUACCCCGGAGAACCACCACGCAGACACGUACCCCGGAGAACCACCACGCGGACACGUACCCCGGAGAACCGCCACGCGGACACGUACCCCGGAGAACCGCCACGCGGACACGUACCCCGGAGAACCGCCACGCGGACACGUACCCCGGAGAACCGCCACGCGGACACGUACCCCGGAGAAACGCCACGCGGACACGUACCCCGGAGAACCGCCACGCGGACACGUACCCUGGAGAACCGCCACGCGGACACGUACCCUGGAGAACCGCCACGCGGACACGUACCCUGGAGAACCGCCACGCGGACACGUACCCUGGAGAACCGCCACGCGGACACGUACCCUGGAGAACCGCCACGCGGACACGUACCCUGGAGAACCGCCACGCGGACACGUACCCUGGAGAACCGCCACGCGGACACGUACCCUGGAGAACCGCCACGCGGACACGUACCCUGGAGAACCGCCACGCGGACACGUACCCUGGAGAACCGCCACGCGGACACGUACCCUGGAGAACCGCCACGCGGACACGUACCCUGGAGAACCGCCACGCGGACACGUACCCUGGAGAACCGCCACGCGGACACGUACCCUGGAGAACCGCCACGCGGACACGUACCCUGGAGAACCGCCACGCGGACACGUACCCUGGAGAAACGCCACGCGGACACGUACCCUGGAGAACCGCCACGCGGACACGUACCCUGGAGAACCGCCACGCGGACACGUACCCUGGGGAACCGCCACGCGGACACGUACCCUGGGGAACCGCCACGCGGACACGUACCCUGGGGAACCGCCACGCGGACACGUACCCUGGGGAACCGCCACGCGGACACGUACCCUGGGGAACCGCCACGCGGACACGUACCCUGGGGAACCGCCACGCGGACACGUACCCUGGGGAACCGCCACGCGGACACGUACCCUGGGGAACCGCCACGCGGACACGUACCCUGGGGAACCGCCACGCGGACACGUACCCUGGGGAACCGCCACGCGGACACGUACCCUGGGGAACCGCCACGCGGACACGUACCCUGGGGAACCGCCACGCGGACACGUACCCUGGGGAACCGCCACGCGGACACGUACCCUGGGGAACCGCCACGCGGACACGUACCCUGGGGAACCGCCACGCGGACACGUACCCUGGGGAACCGCCACGCGGACACGUACCCUGGGGAACCGCCACGCGGACACGUACCCUGGGGAACCGCCACGCGGACACGUACCCUGGGGAACCGCCACGCAGACACGUACCCUGGGGAACCGCCACGCAGACACGUACCCUGGGGAACCGCCACGCAGACACGUACCCUGGAGAAACGCCACGCAGACACGUACCCUGGAGAAACACCACGCAGACACGUACCCUGGAGAAACACCACGCAGACACGCACAUUAAGCUCCCUCUUUCCCUCCCUCUUUCUCUUUCUCCCUCUCUCUCGCUCAAACUCCCCUUCUCCCAGGUAUUAAAAAACAUAACUUGGUAUUCAGAGCGUUCAUUAACAGAAAUCUCCCUGGGUAGUCUACUCAUCCUGGUGGUUAUACGCACCAUCCAGUUCAACAUGACACGCACCCGGGAUAAGUACCUGCACACCAACUGCCUGGCUGCCCUGGCCAAUAUGUCUGCCCAGUUCCGCUGCCUACACCAGUAUGCAGCCCAGCGCAUCAUCAGCCUGUUUGCACUGCUGUCCAAGAAGCACAACAAGAUUUUGGAGCAGGCUACCCAGUCUGUACGGGGCCUGCGGCGGGCAGACUACGCCCAGGACCUGAUUGUGAUCGAGGAGGUGAUCAGGAUGAUGCUGGAGAUCAUCAACUCGUGUCUGUCGAACUCUCUACACCACAACCCCAACCUGGUCUACGCCCUGCUCUACAAGAGAGAGCUCUUCGAACAGUUCAGAACACACCCCUCCUUCCGGGACAUCGUGCAGAACCUCGACACGGUGAUAGGUUUCUUCAGCCAGCGUCUUGAGGCAGCAGGGACAGACUUGUCAGUAGAGAGGGUUCAGGAGGUCAUCAUGAAGGGAGCACAGGCCCUGCCCAAAGACCGCCUCCAGACGUUCCCGGAGCUGAAGUUUCGGUACGUGGAGGAGGACCAGCCUGAAGACUUCUUCAUCCCAUACGUGUGGUCCCUGGUUUUCAACUCUGGAGUAGGCCUUAACUGGAGCCCUACGGGCAUAGAACUCUUCGGCAUGGACUCUGGCUGAUUGUGGGAGUUCACGUCUGUCUAGCUAUGGGCCAAUCCAAACUUCCACUUUAGUCAAAUGUUCACUUAGUCAUGCAUUGAUGUAAAUGGGAGAUGUUACCUUAGUGGAAGUUAGGAUUUGUGUGUGUGUGUGUGUGUGUGUGUGUGUGUGUGUGUGUGUGUGUGUGUGUGUGUGUGUGUGUGUGUGUGUGUGUGUGUGUGUGUGUGUGUGUGUGUGUGUGUGUGUGUGUGUGUGUGUGUGUGUGUGUGUGUGUGUGUGUGUGUGUGUGUGUGUGUGUGUUUAUUUGUAUAUGUGUGUGCGCACUGCUUUGGAAGUGCCUCUACCCUCACAGACAGAUCCCUGGGUUACUAUGGGAUGUUAGACGGGAGGACAUUGAACAUACCGGUCUUCCUUCCUGCUCUUAUUCGUUCAUAUCAGACAGACUUUUCCUCUGUGCUUCCACGUAGCCUGGUGUUAGUCCAGACUGAACACUGAGCUCACCAUCGUGAGUCAUAAUUCAGUCUGGUACAACCGGGCUAGCUUCCACAUGGUUCAGCUCCACAACCAGACCUCAACAGCAGCACUGAAUACUAAGGAUGGUACUCUUUACAGAGACACUUUGUUUUCUCCAUUAUUGGGAGUUUGGUGCAUUUUUUUGUCCUCAGUCUUUCUCAGGUUUUCUCUGGUUUUGCCUCACUUCAAAUUCACCCUUGGUUCUUUCGGGUUUGCUUAAAUCUUUCUCUUUUUUAUGAAGUGAAGUAGUUAUGGUUCAAAGUAAGUUAAAAAAUCGGAGUAUUCAGAGUAUUCAACUGUCAGAGUAUUCAGAGUAUUCAACUGUCGGAGUAUUCAGAGUAUUCAACUCUCAGAGUAUUCAACUGUCAGAGUAUUCAGAGUAUUCAACUGUCAGAGUAUUCAACUGUCAGAGUAUUCAGAGUAUUCAACUGUCAGAUUAUUCAGAGUAUUCAACUGUCAGAGUAUUCAACUGUCAGAGUAUUCAGAGUAUUCAACUGUCAGAGUAUUCAGAGUAUUCAACUGUCAGAGUAUUCAACUGUCAGAGUAUUCAGAGUAUUCAACUGUCAGAGUAUUCAGAGUAUUCAACUGUCAGAGUAUUCAGAGUAUUCAACUGUCAGAGUAUUCAGAGUAUUCAACUGUCAGAGUAUUCAGAGCAGGUCACCUGAGAUCCUGGGUUGAGGACUGGACAGUUGAUGACAGUUAACGAUUGGUGAUGGCCUAGAGGUGUCAAUACGAUACUUGUCGCUGUAGCCUAGUCCCAGAACUUGUCACAAACAGAAUCUGGAACCAGGCUUUUGUGACCGUCUUAAGUCACGUCUUUACCACAGCAAAACAGGGGUCCUCGUUUUUCAUCAGUUUGAUUCAACUCUCCUUAUUUUCAGUCAGUUGUCCCAAUGUUAUUUUGUGCACAAUCAUGUUUGUUUGUUUAUUUGCUUGUUUUAUAGGAUUCGUUUUUUUAUUAUUGUAUUUAUGUAUGGAUUUUGAUAUUUGCCCCCACCAAAACAUAAACGACAAUCAACAGCAACAACAGUAGCAAAAUGAGAUCCUUAAUCUCCUUGUAAAGGAACAUCAACAAAUCAUUUUUUUUUUUACGCCAUCUUAUUUCCUGGUAGUUACGCAUUUGUCUUAAUGUCAAUAUAGAACAAUAACAACUGACAGUUUUGCAAAUUCUAAGUUGAAUUUAGCAAGCAUAAUUACAAAAAAUAUAAAAAAUAACUAUAUACUGUAUAGGCUAUCACAUCUUUAUGUAGCAGUGUAAAUGUUCAAGGAUGCGUCGAAAUUGGUACCCUAUUCCCUAUAUAGUGCACUACUUUAGUAGAUAGUAAAAAAAAAAAAAAUUGUUUACUGUAGGGAUUAGGGUGCCAUUUGAGAUGCGACCCCAAUGUUGUACAGACCAGGGGACGCAUGUAAAUGAUUUUAUAAACAAAUACAAACGCAUGUUUGUUUCUGUUCCUAGAUGUUCCACAUGAAUCUGAAGGGAAGAUGUUCCUUUUAAGUGUUCCAAAUGGCACCCUAUUCCCUCUAAAGUGCACUACUAGGGCCCGCAGGGCUCACUUUGAAUAUUUUUGCUUCUGCAAAAAAAAAUGAACUGACAAAUAUAUUUAGAAUAGAUAUUUAUGAAUGCCAUCAACAUGACAUGCAUAAUAAAACAUGAUCGAGUGAGAGGUUGUCCCU
Salvelinus fontinalis (brook trout) is the source of this 6084-nucleotide messenger RNA. RefSeq names its product dymeclin-like. The transcript is spliced from 17 exons. Gene Ontology annotation, biological process: Golgi organization. The coding region runs from base 277 to 3918 and encodes 1213 amino acids. The record is from RefSeq and is a predicted model, not a curated record. Gene Ontology annotation, cellular component: Golgi apparatus. Lineage: Eukaryota; Metazoa; Chordata; Actinopteri; Salmoniformes; Salmonidae.